Molecule: messenger RNA, 1275 nt
Organism: Rotaria socialis
Lineage: Eukaryota; Metazoa; Rotifera; Eurotatoria; Philodinida; Philodinidae
Source: the annotation of a GenBank genome assembly
AUGUUGAUAGGUGAUCAGGCCGUAACUGUUGAUCAUCUUCUCCAACUGAUUAAAUCAUCAUUAAAAAUGUCUCAUAAUUUGGUGAAGUCGGAUAUUAUACCAAAAGACCGGCAAAACUAUCAAUCGUGUGAGAAGAUAUCAAGUGAAGCUGCUUUCAAUGCUCUCACAUCGGUGCCUAGUUCAAGGGCUACACAAAUUUAUCUUCAAAUAAUUCGAAAUAUUCGAUUAGCUUUCAUAUCUACUGAAACAAAAUAUAUUGAUCGUAUAUAUUACGCUUGGCUAAAUGUAUUCAUAGUUCGAUUUUGGUAUACCUGGUUUACUAAAACAACGAAAAAUGAACUUGAUUCUAUUCUUAAUCAACGCAAUUAUAUAAAACAGAACAUCAGAACAAGUACAAAACGACAAUACUUCAUGACUCAUUCAGCUCUAUUCUCAAUCGAAAUCAAUAGUCAUACGCUGGCAUAUAUCGCAUUAUUGGUUAUACAAUGCCAAUUACCAGAAGAAUGUCUGAAUGUAUCUUUAUUUAACUCUCAAUCUUGUGAAAGAGAGUUUCGUUUAUGUCGAUCUAUGUCAGGACCAUUUUCAUCCAUUGUUAACUUCACUAUCGAACAAUUUAUACAGCGUUUAAAAAAGUUAUCGUACCUUCAUUCAAUUAAAUACCGAAACAACAAUGAUCAUACUACCAGAUCUGAUGCUAAUUUUCUCGUUCCAAGCCAUCAUAAACAUUCUAAAAUUGUCCACACUGGACAAAAUACAUCUUCAGACAUGCCACUGAAAAUUGAAAUGAUAGAAGCAUCUAUUUUGCAAGCCUAUUCGGAUGCUCCCCGCGUUAUGUGCGAGGUAAAUAUCUAUCAUCGUAAUGACAUUCCAAGUUUGGAUGAAUUGUCUCGAAUAACCCGUCUUCAACUGCAAAAAUUACAAAUAGUUGACUAUUCCAUCCCGUCUGAAAAUGAAACAGAUUUGUCAUCAGAUUCAGGUGAUGGUAUUGAGGACGAAGAAGAAAAUACAUUUGAAGAUGAAUCAGACGAUGAUGAUUCAAUUCGAGAUGAUGAAGAUUUAUCGAAUAACGUUUUGAAUGUCAGUGGGAUGACAUAUCAAGGAAUGCGAGUUUUUGAUUCUAUCAACCCCAACUUGGCAAAGUCAUCUUUUGUUCUCAAUAUCAACGGCACGAAAAAGUAUCUGCACAAACAAACAGUCGUAUGGCUACUUUCAAAUGAUAAGCCGACUUUGUCAUCGGAUCGUUUGAAACGUGUUAUGACUAAUAAACAGAGCUAA